AUGUCUCACUGCAAGUUUGAACACCCACGCCACGGCCAUCUUGGCUUCCUGCCACGCAAGCGCAGCCGACAGAUUCGCGGCCGCGUUCGCUCCUUUCCUAAGGAUGACCCGUCACAAAAGCCGCACCUGACCAGCUUUAUGGUGUUUAAGGCGGGCAUGACGCACAUCGUUCGCGACGUUGAUCGCCCCGGUUCCAAGGUGAACAAGAAGGAGGUUGUGGAGCCGGUGACGAUCUUGGAGGCACCGCCCAUGGUUGUGGUGGGCAUCGUCGGCUACCGCCAGACGCCUGUGGGCCACAAGACGAUCGGCACCGUGUGGGCGCACCACACCAGCGUGGAAUUCCGCCGCCGCUUCUACAAGAACUGGAAGCAGUCUGCGCAGCUGGCCUUCACGAAGCGCAAGCAGUUUGCUCGCACGACUGAGGGUCGCCUUGCCGAAGCGCGCACGCUGAAGGCCUUUGCCAAGAAGGCUGACAUCAUCCGUGUUGUUGCCCAUACCCAACUGCGCAAGCUGCGUAACAACCGUGUUGGUGUGAAGAAGGCGCACGUGAGCGAGAUCCAGAUCAACGGCGGCACCAUUGCCGAGAAGAUUGAGCUUGCCAAGUCUCUCCUGGAGAAGGAGGUCCGCAUUGACUCCAUCUUUCAGCAGUCCGAGACGUGCGACC
Messenger RNA from Trypanosoma cruzi, 664 nucleotides. RefSeq names its product ribosomal protein L13, putative. Lineage: Eukaryota; Euglenozoa; Kinetoplastea; Trypanosomatida; Trypanosomatidae. The transcript has a single exon. Gene Ontology annotation, biological process: ribosomal large subunit assembly; translation. Gene Ontology annotation, cellular component: ribosome; cytosolic large ribosomal subunit. The annotation marks the transcript as partial. Gene Ontology annotation, molecular function: structural constituent of ribosome; RNA binding. The record is from RefSeq and is a predicted model, not a curated record.